Sinocyclocheilus rhinocerous is the source of this 4278-nucleotide messenger RNA. RefSeq names its product inverted formin-2 (gene inf2). Gene Ontology annotation, biological process: actin cytoskeleton organization. The transcript has 25 exons. Gene Ontology annotation, molecular function: small GTPase binding; actin binding. Bases 1 to 3645 code for a protein of 1214 amino acids. The record is from RefSeq and is a predicted model, not a curated record. NCBI's taxonomy places the organism in Eukaryota, Metazoa, Chordata, Actinopteri, Cypriniformes, Cyprinidae.
AUGAGUGUGGGCGAUAUAUUCAGGAGAUCAGAUGGACAGCAGCAAUCAGAUGAGGAGGAGGAGAAGCUUUCUGUCCUUUCACUGCUCUCUCACUUGAUUUGUAAAAAAAAAAACGUGGUCAACUACUCGGGCCUGAAGAAGCGUCUGGAGAAGAGUGACCAGACCUGGAUGGUGCAGUUCCUGGAGCUCUCGGGCCUCGACCUGCUGCUGGAGGCCCUGGACCGUCUGUCGGGACGCGGCUGCUCUCGAAUCGCAGACGCUCUGCUGCAGCUGACGUGUGUGAGCUGUGUGAGAGCCGUGAUGAACUCAUCCGCCGGGAUUCACUUCAUCGUGGAUAAUGAGGGAUACGUGCGCAAGCUGUCACAGGCGUUGGACACAUCUAACACCAUGGUGAAGAAGCAGGUGUUUGAGCUGCUGGCGGCCCUCAGCAUGUUCUCCUCUGAGGGACACAGACUCGCUUUAGACGCUCUGGACCAUUACAAGUCUGUGAAGACGCAGCAGUAUCGAUUCAGUGUGAUUAUGAAUGAACUCCAAUCCACUGAUAACGUGCCAUACAUGGUGACUCUUCUGAGCGUCAUAAACGCCCUGAUCUUCAGCGCCGACGACCUGCGCCAGAGAGACAAGAUGCGCAAGGAGUUCAUUGGAUUACAGCUGCUUCACCUGCUGCCGAAGUUAAGAGAAGAGGAUGAUGAAGACUUGAUCAUCCAGUGUGAGGCGUUUGAAGAGGCCAUGGCUGAGGAUGAGGACGAGCUCCAGAGUCUUUACGGAGGAAUCGACAUGAGCAACCAUCAGGAAGUCUUCACGUCUCUGUUUAACAAGGUGAGCAGCUUCCCGUCGUCUCUGCAGCUGUUGUCCGUCUUACAGGCGCUGCUGCUGCUGGGUCCCGAGCGAGCGGAUAUCUGGCAGGCGCUGGAGGCUCUCGCUAACCGGGCCAUUCUGAUCGCUCAGAGCUCUUUCCAACACAGAGCACUCGAUGUUUUGGUGUGUGUUCAUGGACUUUACGUUUAUUUGUGUCCACCAGGAUUACAGCUGCUUCACCUGCUGCCGAAGUUAAGAGAAGAGGAUGAUGAAGACUUGAUCAUCCAGUGUGAGGCGUUUGAAGAGGCCAUGGCUGAGGAUGAGGACGAGCUCCAGAGUCUUUACGGAGGAAUCGACAUGAGCAACCAUCAGGAAGUCUUCACGUCUCUGUUUAACAAGGUGAGCAGCUUCCCGUCGUCUCUGCAGCUGUUGUCCGUCUUACAGGCGCUGCUGCUGCUGGGUCCCGAGCGAGCGGAUAUCUGGCAGGCGCUGGAGGCUCUCGCUAACCGGGCCAUUCUGAUCGCUCAGAGCUCUGAGAUGGACUCGAGUGAGAAGAUCCUGCAGCGUCUCGUCUUCUCUAAGGAAUCGUCCAAAGGCUCUUUUGAGGUCGACGGUUACGAGUCCAGAAAAAAGAAUCAAGCAGUUCAGACGGAGAGCAAAGAUGAGAAACUGGAGAGUUCCUGCAGAUCAGCCAAAAGCCAGGAACCUCCGCGCAACUCCACAAAGACCGGACCUGCUCCUCCUCCUCCUCCUCCUCCUCCUCUGCCCAGCAUGGCUUCUCCUCCUCUCUCAGCAGUGCCUCUCAAAACAGGAGCUGGACCUCCUCCUGCACCUCCUCCACCACCUCCUUUACCAGGAGCAGCGAUGCCUCCUCCUCCUCCUCCUCCUCCUCCUCUUCCAGGAAUGGGUUUUGCAGGUCCUCCACCGCCUCCACCUUUACCUGGCAUGGGUGCACCUCCUCCUCCUCCUCCUCCUCCAGGAGCAGGUGAUGUGAUCGUGACCCGGGCGUUUCAUCCGCUUGGCCAGUGUUACUCCGCGCCGGCGAGGAGCGGCCCGUAUCCCACACUCAGGAUGAAGAAACUCAACUGGCAGAAGCUGAACUCCAGAGCCGUCACCGAUGGUCCUUCGAUGUGGGCGUCUGUCUCGACCGAUUCACCGCUGGAGCCCAAUUACAACAGCAUCGAGCAGCUCUUCUGUCUGCCAGUGACUGAGCCCAAAGACAAGAGCCCAGCCGCGCCGCUCAAGAAAGAGCCCAAGGAGAUUUCCUUCAUUGAACCCAAGAAGAAUCUGAACCUGAAUAUCUUUCUGAAGCAGUUCAAGUGCUCAAAUGAAGAGUUUGUGUCGAUGGUGCAGAAAGGAGAUUGUUCCAAAUUUGACGUUGAGUCCCUGAAACAGCUUCUGAAACUCCUUCCGGAAAAACAUGAGAUUGACAACUUAAAGUCCUUUCAAGGAGAUCCGGACAAGCUGGCCAACGUAGAUCGCUUUUACCUCUUACUGCUGGCUGUACCCUGUUACCAGCUAAGGAUUGAAUGCAUGUUGCUGUGUGAAGAGACGCUGUCUGUGCUCGAUAUCCUGAAGCCCAAGGUGGAGCUGGUGGAGAUGGCCUGUGAGAAUCUCAGGAAAAGUCCACUGCUGCCCAGUUUCUGCAAACUCAUCCUCGACGUUGGAAACUUUCUCAACUAUGGAAGCCACACGGGAAACGCUGAGGGAUUCAAGAUCAGUUCCCUGCUGAAACUCACUGAAACCAAAGCAAACAAGAGCCGCAUCACGCUCUUACAUCACAUCCUGGAGGUAUACGUAAAUCUGGACUCGAUUCGGGCCGAAACCAGUCAUCUUCUGAAGCGACUGAGAGACGCGGAGAAGAAAGUGUCUUCGUCGCUCGAAGACGUCAAGCAGCAGUUCUCAGGGCUUAUUGAGAAGAACCUGACGGAUUGUGCAGCUCUAGACGAGCGUUUCACUAACGUGGACAACAGAAAGGGCGAUCUGGCUCAGUAUCUGUGUGAAGAUGUGGCUCAGCUCUCGCUCGACGAGCUCUUCAGCAACAUCAAGACCUUUCGCCAGCUCUUCCUCAAAGCCCUGAAGGAAAACAAGCUCCGUAAAGAACAAGCGGCCAAAGCCGAGAAAAGAAAGCAGCAGCUGGUGGACGAGGAGUCCAAGAGACAGAAGGGAGAAGACGGGAAGAUAAUCCGUCGAGGCGCGGCUCCGCAGGACGAUGGCUGCAUCAUCGAUCAGCUUCUGGCCGACAUUCGAAAGGGUUUCCAUCUGAGAAAGACUCGUCCCAGGUGCGAAACGGAAAGCCCUCCUAGUGAAAUGCAUAGAGAUAUGGGAGCGUCCGCAGCAAGUGUCAGGUCUGCCGGAGAAGAAGCUGGAUCAGCCCCGGUUUCUACUCCAGGAGAUCCGGCCGAAGGCUGCGGCACCAGUCCCAGUGCUGAAGAGACCUCAGCGGAGAGCCUGAAGGAGCUUCGGUCCCCUGACAUCCAGCCUACAGCCUUCAGUCCAGCACCAAACACUCAGGAGCCAGCCGACACGUCACCCAGCUGCCUCACCACUGCCAACACUGACCAGAAUCACAACGGAAAUAACAUCAGGUGUGCAGACGAUGUCGUGAAGAGAAGAGACGAGCCGCUUCAGUCGCGUAACACUCGCACGCAUGACGAUGCUAACGAGUCGGCGUGUGAUGAUGUCGACGGAGUGAUGUCACAAGCCCCGCCCACUCCCUCUGAAGGCCCCGCCCCCCUGAAACCUGAGAAUAAAAAACAUUUCUUACAAAAAAACAAAAAAGGCAGUAAUGAAGUGGAGGGUAACAGAGGGAAAGGACGCUCUAUAAAGGGCUGUGUGUUGCAGUGAGGAAGCUCUAGGAAAAGGAGAACAAAAGGGAAAAGGAAAAGUUGAGGCGUUCCUGCUGUGAUCCUGUUAUUCCACUGGAUCUCAGUGAACCGGAUGAGAUCUGAAGAGGAGCAACUGAUGGCGUACUUUGAAGAAAUACACAUUGUGCACUGUGUAUUUGAGUCUGGCUUAAAGAAAUGUAUUUUUAAAUGCUAUAUCUUUAGAUUUGACCUAUCUAUUUUAAAUAUUUGCACACUGUAAGAUACAUUUAUGACGCACCAAAACUUUGUUUACAUAAGAGAGUGACUAAUACAGGAGAGAAAAAAUGGCUAAUCAUGAAUUUUUGCUGUUUCUCGAAACCUUUAAACAGUCUGUUUCUGAAACCUUUAAGAUAAGUUGCUGUUAACUAUUAAUAUUGCUCUGAAUGUAAACUUUAUAUGUUAUGACGAUGUUUGGCAUUAACCGUGAGAAGUAUUAGUUCAUUGUGAUACCAGUUCUAAAAUAUUGGUGUAAUAAAAAUGAUUGGAUUAUAUUUUGCGGUUGCAGUGGUUGAGUUGGACGGUUUCGUUAUAUUGAUGUCGCUAUGUAUAUUCAUUAAGAAAAUCUUUAAAUUAUAUAUAAAUAAAAAUGUGCAGUCCGUGUCGAGGUUUGUUC